CGAUCAGGAGCUUUUCAAAGGGAUGUCUAGAAAAGGAACAGACUGUUUUAAUGAUGCUCCUAAUAAUUGCUGAAGCAAAAUUUGCUUAGGACUAAUAUGGGCUUUGGGCAAUUAAGAAUUUUAUGAUUGCCCCUGCUCUGAAUUAGGCCCUCUCCAUUCCCUCGUUUAAAUCCUGCACCAACUCUUUUCUUCUCCCAAGCCAUUUUCAAUUUUCCGCUGCAACAAGAUAAAGUGAUAAACCUCCGUCCCAAACCCCCCUUCUCCCCCAGUUCAAAGUCCCCGCGCGCAGCCCCUUAUCUAAUUGCCGUUCAAGAUUGGCAGAGAGAGAUAAAACUGAACAAAUUUUCUGGCAUGCGGAUGGAAAUGCUAUGGUAAUGUUAGCAUUUUGUCUCCACCAGUUACUGUGACAAUGCUAAAGAAGUGACGGAUUUUUUACCUCUCCCAUACGUGAAACUAAAGAUCCUCCUUUGCACCUAUAAACUGUGAUAUCAUGAGUUCUAUCUUCUCACCGACCUCUCACCUCCGACUUGCACCACUAUAUCAUAGAUUAGGAAGUAAUCUACAUCUACAGUCCCUCUGUUGUUGCUUUAAGCUGUGCCAUUUCCUUGGUGGUCGACAGUCUUCAGUUUUGUGUAAAUUCCCAACCAUUUCGCCUAAUCCCAAGCUCAAGUUUCAAUCGACUCUUGGGGGUACAAGUCCUGCAAAUGAAGGAACAGUUUCUGCGAUUAAUUUUGAAGAUUUAAUGGAGAAGGAUUGGUCAUUUCUUGAGCACGAUGAUAAAAAUUCUAAGGAACAGCACAACCAGAAGCAAGAUCAGAUCAUUUCUGCAGGGGAGGUUGGAGAAACUUCAAGGGUUCUAAUUUCAAUUGGUUCUGAAGAGUUUGUUGAUAAAAUUUUUAAUUCUUCACCUUGUGAGCAAUUGCUUGUUGUUCAUGACUCGUUGUUUAUAUUAGCAAGCAUCAAAGAAAAGUAUGACAAAGUGAAGUGUUGGCAAGGCGAAUUAAUUUAUUUACCAGAGAAGUGGGCACCUUUUGAAGUUGUGUUUUUGUACUUCCUUCCUGCUUUGCCAUUUCAACUUGGCCAGAUUCUGGGAACACUUGCCAAGCAUUGUUUGCCAGGUGCAAGGGUUGUGAUAAGUCAUGUGCAAGGGAGGCAAAUGGUUCAAGAGCAGCAAAAACAAUAUCCUGAUGUAGUAGCCGCCGAGUUGCCAGACAAGACGACUUUGCAAGAUGUUGCUGCUGAUAAUACAUUUGAACUGGUGAAGUUUGUGGAUGAACCUGGAUUUUACCUUGCAGUCCUGAAAUUCCAGACAGAGAACCUUGUUAGAUAGUUUUUACAUGUGCUCAAUUCAAGAAGGUUUUGUAGUGUAUCAAUGGUUGUGCCUGAGUUCCUCAGUACUCUUUAUUGUUCAAGUAGUUA
Messenger RNA from Coffea eugenioides, 1419 nucleotides. RefSeq lists its product as uncharacterized. The record is from RefSeq and is a predicted model, not a curated record. Lineage: Eukaryota; Viridiplantae; Streptophyta; Magnoliopsida; Gentianales; Rubiaceae. Bases 491 to 1330 code for a protein of 279 amino acids. The transcript is spliced from 3 exons.